Molecule: messenger RNA, 4086 nt
Organism: Chiloscyllium plagiosum (whitespotted bambooshark)
Lineage: Eukaryota; Metazoa; Chordata; Chondrichthyes; Orectolobiformes; Hemiscylliidae
Source: RefSeq, a predicted model, not a curated record
UAAUUUUCAAAAGACCAUUUCGUUCUUAUGUAUUGCAUUUAUUUUUCAUUUAUAAUGUAUUUUAGUUUGUUAAUUAUUCCAGCUUUUGUGUUCAGUGCUGCACACGUAUGCUGUAGUAUUUUACCUUUAUUGCCUGAAAAAAACAACAUUUUAAAUCGUAGUUUUCAGGAACACAGUCGCAAAUUUAAGACUCCCCGUUCAUGAAGAUUGUUGUCUAAAUUAUGAACUUUAAUGAUGUGCCGUUUAAAGUACACUUUAUUGUAAAACAGACUGCUCCUAACUCAUUCGAUGAGAGGUGGUGUCAAUACUGCGCAAUUUUGCCUUUCCAUGUUUAAGUCAGUUUUAAGGACUGACACCAUUUACCGUAACCACUCACUGCUGCUUCGCCAACGUCCGCGAUGCGGCGCUACCUUCCUUGUCUACCUUGGUGGUUGUCUCCAGCAACAGUUGGCCCAUAUGUGCCACCUCUGCAGCAGGUGUUCCAGGCACCGCGGCGACCAGGGAUAGGAACGAUUGGCAAGCCAAUUAAACUUCUAGCCAACUACUUUGAAGUUGAUAUUCCAAAAAUCGAUGUUUACCAUUAUGAGGUGGAUAUUAAGCCGGACAAAUGUCCAAGGAGAGUAAACAGGGAAGUGGUGGAGUACAUGGUUCAACAUUUCAAACCUCAGAUCUUUGGAGACAGAAAGCCAGUGUAUGAUGGGAAAAAGAAUAUUUAUACAGCAACACUACUGCCAAUUGGCCAGGAUCGGGUUGACUUUGAGGUGACCAUACCAGGUGAAGGAAAAGAUCGCAUUUUUAAAGUUUCAAUUAAAUGGUUGGCAGUGGUGAGUUGGAGAUUGCUACAUGAAGCCCUCGUCAGUGGUCGAAUUCAGGUUCCUUUAGACUCUGUUCAAGCCCUGGAUGUAGCUAUGAGGCACCUGGCAUCAAUGAGGUACACCCCUGUUGGUCGAUCUUUCUUCUCUCCACCUGAGGGUUACUACCACCCACUGGGUGGAGGGAGAGAAGUCUGGUUUGGUUUCCAUCAGUCUGUCCGACCUGCCAUGUGGAAAAUGAUGUUGAACAUUGAUGUAUCAGCAACAGCUUUCUACAAAGCUCAGCCUGUAAUUGAAUUUAUGUGUGAAGUCCUUGACAUACGGAACAUUGAUGAGCAGCCAAAGCCUCUUACUGAUUCUCAAAGAGUGCGUUUUACGAAAGAAAUUAAAGGUUUAAAAGUAGAGGUGACUCAUUGCGGACAGAUGAAGAGGAAGUAUCGAGUGUGCAAUGUCACCCGGCGGCCAGCCAGUCACCAGACGUUCCCCUUGCAACUGGAAAGUGGACAGACUGUGGAGUGCACAGUAGCGCAAUAUUUCAAACAGAAAUACAACCUUCAGCUAAAGUACCCACACUUACCCUGUUUACAGGUGGGACAGGAACAGAAGCACACCUACCUGCCACUUGAGGUAUGUAACAUAGUACCUGGACAACGAUGCAUCAAGAAACUUACGGACAAUCAAACAUCAACAAUGAUUAAAGCAACAGCACGAUCAGCGCCAGACAGGCAGGAAGAGAUCAGUCGACUGAUGAAGAACGCCAGCUACAACCUUGAUCCUUACAUUCAGGAAUUUGGGAUAAAGGUGAAAGAUGACAUGACUGAGGUUACAGGCCGGGUUUUGCCAGCACCGAUUUUACAAUAUGGUGGCCGGAACCGAGCAAUUGCUACUCCAAAUCAGGGAGUGUGGGAUAUGCGUGGCAAACAGUUCUACAAUGGGAUUGAGAUCAAAGUCUGGGCCAUCGCCUGCUUUGCACCACAGAAGCAGUGCAGGGAGGAGGUGCUGAAGAGUUUUACUGACCAGCUGCGAAAAAUAUCUAAGGAUGCGGGAAUGCCUAUCCAGGGCCAGCCAUGUUUCUGUAAAUACGCACAAGGAGCUGAUAGUGUGGAGCCAAUGUUCAGGCAUCUGAAGAACACCUACUCAGGACUCCAGCUUGUCAUUGUUAUUCUACCCGGGAAAACACCUGUCUAUGCUGAGGUGAAGCGAGUAGGUGAUACCCUCCUUGGGAUGGCAACUCAGUGUGUUCAGGUGAAAAAUGUUGUGAGGACAUCUCCUCAGACAUUGUCUAACCUCUGCCUAAAAAUCAAUGUGAAAUUGGGUGGAAUCAACAACAUAUUGGUACCUCAUCAACGUUCAGCUGUGUUCCAGCAGCCUGUGAUCUUCUUGGGCGCAGAUGUCACACACCCACCAGCUGGAGAUGGCAAGAAACCCUCUAUAACAGCAGUGGUUGGCAGCAUGGAUGCUCAUCCAAGUCGUUACUGUGCCACAGUUCGUGUGCAGCGACCCCGUCAGGAAAUAAUUGAAGACCUUUCCUACAUGGUUCGAGAACUUCUGAUCCAAUUUUACAAAUCUACUCGCUUCAAGCCAACAAGGAUUAUCUUCUAUAGAGAUGGCGUUCCUGAAGGACAGUUACCACAGAUACUACACUACGAGCUCCUGGCUAUUCGUGAUGCCUGUAUCAAACUGGAAAAAGAUUAUCAACCUGGAAUUACCUAUAUUGUUGUCCAAAAACGGCAUCACACACGGCUCUUCUGUGCUGAUAAGAGUGAGAGGAUUGGAAAAAGUGGGAACAUACCAGCAGGGACAACAGUUGAUACCAAUAUCACCCACCCAUUUGAAUUUGAUUUCUACCUUUGCAGUCAUGCUGGGAUUCAGGGCACCAGCAGACCUUCACAUUAUUAUGUAUUAUGGGAUGAUAAUCGAUUCACUGCAGAUGAGCUUCAGAUCUUGACCUAUCAGCUGUGUCACACCUACGUGCGGUGCACACGUUCUGUCUCUAUUCCAGCACCAGCCUAUUAUGCCAGAUUGGUGGCAUUCAGGGCAAGAUAUCACUUGGUGGACAAGGAACAUGAUAGUGGAGAAGGCAGCCAUAUCUCUGGACAGAGUAAUGGACGGGAUCCCCAGGCACUUGCUAAAGCCGUCCAGGUUCACCAAGACACCUUACGCACAAUGUACUUUGCUUAGCUGUGUGGUAGUUUAGUCACCUCAACCUGCCAGCCUUCUGGACCAGAAGCAGCCAUACAUAAACAUUUGAGUAUCUUCCACUGACUAUGCCUUGGAGGUUGGAAAAGGUCAACAUAUAUUUUACAAUGAGUAGCUAAUGAACUACAAAUGGACAGGGAAAGAUUGACCAGAAAAAUUAUCGAAUAGGUCAAAACUAUUCCUCAUGAAGAAAACAGAUUUCAUGUUCAAGUUUUAUUUUUUACUUGUUUAUGCAAUAUAUUGAAAACUUUUUAAUGGAAAUGUUCACCACUGCCAAACUCCUGUUUGUUUUUUUAAUAACACAUAUGGAUAAAAGAAAAUGGUUGAUGAGCAACCACUUCAAAGGACAUCAUUCAAGAGAUGAGAAAUCCCAACUGUCCAAAAGCUGAACUUUUCAAUUUAGUGCCUGGACUUAAUUAUUUGAAUUUGCCGAUCUGUAAACUUGCCAGAGUUCUUUUCAUGCAUAUGCUGAAGUUGGCACCAAAACAUAUCAAUAGUUCUCAACCUAAUUAUGUUCUUUGAUGUCUCAUUCUUUGCUGUUCCUCGGAGUUUCAUUUUGACAAGUGCAGAAAGUUUGUGUAGUUACACAAUCUAAAAUGUUAUCACGGUCACGUUCCAAAGUCUGGAUUUUGAAAGUUAUGAAUUUAUGGAGGGGAAAAAAUGAAGUUCUGGUUGAGGUAGUAAAAGAGAAUCUCUUGUAAAUUAUUUUUUAAUGUUAUGAUAAGAACCUUAAAGCAUUGUGAUGGCUGCACAUCUUUGUACUGAUAUUGUAAGCCACUCUUGCUCAACCUAGAAAAGGGAUGAAAAUGGCAGCAAGGAAAUAAGUAGAAUAUAGAUAAUCAGAUUUAGCAGACAGUUAAAUGAAUAAAAAAGAACUGGGGUAUUUUGAAACUUGCUGUUCUUUGAAUAUUCUUCAGCUGUCUAGCAAAAGAAUUGCACACCAGUGAACACUGGCUGUAAUUCCCACUAAUUAUUUUGGGCAUGGAUGUAGAUUAACAAAAAGCUUAAUUUUAUAUUUUUUGAAGGAGGCAUUAAAGAUUGGAGGAACAUCAGAAAAAUGCUCAAACUGAAUUGG